Colletotrichum gloeosporioides is the source of this 3216-nucleotide messenger RNA. RefSeq lists its product as uncharacterized. Bases 1 to 3216 code for a protein of 1071 amino acids. The transcript has a single exon. The record is from RefSeq and is a predicted model, not a curated record. NCBI's taxonomy places the organism in Eukaryota, Fungi, Ascomycota, Sordariomycetes, Glomerellales, Glomerellaceae.
AUGCCCCGAAUUGUCAUGCUUCACGACAACUCGACUAAUCAAGCCCGGGGCUGGGGUGAGCCUUUGCUGUAUGUACCAGAGAGCCCGGCUACCAUUCUGCCCAGCGGUCCUCUGCCAGUAGAGUAUCAUUGGGGAGAUUCCGAAGAUAGCGGCACGCCACACGGAGAUGACAGUGAAGAUGCAUACGACAGCAUGGAGCUGCGCAGUUCACACCACCUCUGUGUCGCUUGCAAGCAUACUUUCAAUUACUUCUGCAAGUAUAACGAGGUCUCUGGAGACGAACGCAUCAGCAUGAAGAAUAAUGUGCUGCAUUCCGAGUCGAUUUUAUCCCUCUUCAUGUUCGCUAACCUGGCGAAUUGUUUCAUCUGCCGCAAGAUUUGGAGCAAGAUCAAGACAAUGUACCCGAAUCUGGACCCCAAUAGCCCUUCAUCCUACAAAGUUGAAUGCUGCUGGACUAUCGACGGUGGCUUGAGUCGGGAGACAAAGAUGUGGAUGGUCAUAUACGACUCCUCGGUUCCCAGGAAGCCUUCUUACAACUACCAACAUGUUCUUCGCAUUGGUCUGUGGCCCAAGGCACACUACGGCAUACACUUUGGCAAAGACACAGAUCAGAAAACACUUCUUGGUUCACGCGGAGUACGCGGAGGUGGGGAUGACUUUGUUAACGAAGAUACUACUGAGUCUGCCAAGACCAGAUCCUUAGCCCAGUCGUGGUUUGCGAGGUGCACGCACAACACCAAUGGGCAGCAUGGCAUCUGCAACAGAAAGGAGGGGACCUAUCUCCCCACCCGGCUUCUUGACGUGCGAAGUGCCCUGGAGAGAGGCCAGGCACUGCUAGUGUGUCCCGAUUUGACGCCGGAAGCCUUCGGCACAAAUCCACGAUACGCAACAGUCAGCCAUUGUUGGGGUGCGGCGGGUGCGAAUGAGCACAUUGUCCUCUUGACUCAGAAUGUGGAUACCCGUCGGGUCGACGGGACAGCAUGGGACAUAUUGCCCAAGACCUUCCAGGACGCUUUUAAGAUUGCCUCGUGGUUGGGGCUCGAUUGGCUCUGGAUCGAUUGCAUGUGCAUCAUGCAGAACUCAGCAUCAGAUUGGCAAAAGGAGGCCUCGGCUAUGGAUCGGGUAUACAUGAACGCUGAGGUGAACAUCUCGGCGGACUGGGGAAGAGACAGCCAGGCAGGUUGCUUCUCGAAAAGGAACAAGAUCGACACCAUCCCUCUUGAAUUCGCAAGCCCGAAGUCCGAACGAGCGUGGAUUGUGACGACAGAAGACGCCUUUUUCUGGAUGAGCUCUGCACCUUCGCUUUCGCGGGCAUGGAUUCACCGCGAGAGACAGCUAGCAAGACGCAUCCUACACUUCACAAAAAAGGAAUUAGUGUGGGAGUGUUGUGGGCAGGGUAAGGCCUGCUUCGCCAGCGAGACGAUGCCAGGUGGCUCGCCAUUUGAGAACGUCUUCAAGGGAGAGAUCAAGUUCCAAAUCCAGUUCGCGAACCUGGCAGUAUUCACACCCGGCUUGCAACAUCCAAGCGCGGAAGACCGGCUGGAUAAAAUCCAUCAGCUGUGGAACUCGACUUGCCAGGAUCUGUCGAACAAGUCUGUUACCUACGCCUCGGACUUACCUGUGAUACUUUCAAGCUUGGCCAAAGAGUUUCAAGCGUUGAUGCCGGAUGAUGAGUACGUUGCCGGGCUCUGGAGAUCUACACUCGUCGAGGCCCUGACUUGGUUCGUCCCAGGCGAUAAGCCAGAGUACGACGGGUAUAUCGCACCGUCUUGGUCAUGGCUGAGUGCUGCGAGUCCGGUAAAGCUCUAUUAUCCGGGUCAUGUGCAACGGAAACGAAUCGUAGCCGAGAUUGUUGCCAUCGAUACCAAGGUGGAUCCGUCCAGCGACAAUCCUUACGGCCAACUAGUUAGCGGGUCAUCGUUGCGCGUGCGUGGUUUCCUGCGCCGACUGCAUUUCCAUUUCGUCGGCCCCCCGAACCACGGAAUCAUCCUCAGCGUCGUCGAAAAAGAUUCGGACGGCCGUGAUCGGCUGCGUGUCAUUGGUCCAGAUUGGGACAAGCACGAGGGACUAGUCUUUCGACUCACGACAGACAGCAUGGUGACUCUGCCGUACCAAGAGUGGGAGUGCUUCGCCCUUUUCACCACUUUGAACGAGUGGGCGCAGUUCCUGUGCAAUUGCCGGCGGCGACUCUCGUGUAUCCUGCUAGAGAUGGUGACAGGGAAUUCUGGCCAUGGCCACGUAGACGAAAAUGUCUAUAGGAGAAUCGGCACACUUGAAGACAUUAGCGAUACGUACAGCUUCAAGAUGCGCUAUCGCGUGGCCGAGAACUCGACAGUCCGCGAGGCGGGCUCGUCACGGGAUAUGUUUGAGGAGAAUCCUACGGCAUUCGCCGGAAAGCCUCAGCCAGAGACUUGGUUCCAUGGACAAGAAGAUGUUGGAGCUGCUGAAGCCGAAGAGACAGACGUCGCUGGCGAUGAGGUUGAAGCAUCAGCAAGUGGGCGUCGUGAUUCCGCAAGCAGCACCGACACAGACUAUGCCGAUGGAGAGAUCUGGACUUGCCUGGUGCAGUAUAUUCAGAGGAAACGUUGGAGCAUCAUUCGGGAGUUUAAAGAGCAACAAGAUGAGGGGAAAGAGACGCAGGAGGGGAGCUCUAAUCUGGAACAACUUGGCACCUGUGGACAAGGCAAUAGAGGUAGGGGUAUAGACGGCGAGUCGCAAGGCGAGAAUUACGGCUCUCUGAACGACAGCUUUGGGAACAAAGUGUGCGAUGAUCAAGACGGCGGGCGAGAAGAAACUGAGGGAAAGCAUAAGGGCAAUGAACAUAGCGACCAAGGCGACGAUGAGGACGAAGACGGCGAAGAGGAAGCCGACAAUAACAAGGAGGAAGAGGACAGCGAUAGUCGAGGAGACAGCAGUGAGGAAGAAGACCGUCACCGAGAAGAUCUACACCUUUCUGUCGUCAUCGUGCAAAUUCACGACAACCCCUCCUCGGGCCUCGCACCAAUGACUACCGCCGUCGAUACAAGAGAUGCCUGGAAACGAUUGCAGGAAGCCAAAACGUUUAUCUCUGAAACAAUGGCACACGGGAAAAACCAGCCACAGGAUCCUGCGGCGGCAUUGUACCAGUUUGACGAUGUACUGCAUCAAUGGCAGGAGCUGCGGGGUGUGGUUCCGUGGCUUGAGCGACUAGAAACUAUUGAAAUCACUCUGGUGUGA